AUGUCAUUGUACCAGUUCUUACUUGAACCUAUCAGUUGCCAUGCCUGGAAUAAAGACCGCACACAGAUUGCAAUAAGCCCAAAUAACCAUGAGGUACACAUCUACAAGCAAAAUGGGAACCAGUGGGCGAAGGUUCAUGAGCUGAAGGAGCAUAAUGGACACAUUACAGGUAUAGACUGGGCUCCUAAAAGUGAUCGUAUAGUGACCUGUGGGGGCUGAUCGCAAUGCUUAUGUGUGGAGCCAGAAAGAUGGAGUAUGGAAGCCUACACUGGUUAUCUUACGUAUAAAUCGAGCUGCAACCUUUGUCAAGUGGUCACCUUUGGAAAAUAAGUUUGCAGUGGGGAGCGGAGCAAGACUUAUAUCCGUGUGCUACUUUGAGUCAGAAAACGACUGGUGGGUGAGCAAACACAUCAAGAAACCAAUUCGUUCUACUGUGCUCAGCCUGGACUGGCACCCAAAUAAUGUACUUUUGGCUGCAGGAUCAUGUGAUUUCAAGACCAGGGUGUUCUCCGCAUAUAUUAAGGAAGUUGAUGAGAAGCCAGCUAGCACUCCUUGGGGAUCAAAAAUGCCUUUUGGGCAGCUGAUGUCAGAGUUUGGAAGUGCUGGCAAUGGCGGCUGGGUCCACAGUGUAAGCUUUUCCGCCAGUGGAAACCGUUUGGCCUGGGUCAGUCAUGACAGCAUUGUGUCUGUGGUUGAUGCAUCUAAAAACACAAGCAUUUCACUGCUGAAGACUGAAUUCUUGCCUCUCCUGAGUGUCACCUUUGUGUCGGAGAACAGCGUGAUAGCAGCUGGGCAUGACUGUUGUCCUAUGCUCUUCUCACUGGAUGAUCAUGGCUCAUUAACAUUUGUGUCUAAACUGGACAUUCCAAAGCAAAGUACUCAGCGUAACAUUUCAGCUAUGGAACGCUUUAGAAACAUGGAUAAGAGAGCAACUACUGAAGACCGCAAGACCACAUUGGACACUCUGCAUCAGAACAGCAUCACCCAGGUGUCUAUUUAUGAAGGAGACAAAGCUGAUUGUCGCAAGUUCUGUACUACUGGCAUCGAUGGGGCAAUGACUAUCUGGGACUUUAAGGUAAGUUUCUUAUUGUUCCUAAUAUUUAUAUACAUAUAG
Staurois parvus is the source of this 1114-nucleotide messenger RNA. NCBI's taxonomy places the organism in Eukaryota, Metazoa, Chordata, Amphibia, Anura, Ranidae. The record is from the annotation of a GenBank genome assembly.